This is a messenger RNA of Prinia subflava (tawny-flanked prinia), 1375 nucleotides long. It is a transcript of the gene CPLANE2, whose product is annotated as ciliogenesis and planar polarity effector complex subunit 2. Gene Ontology annotation, molecular function: GTPase activity; GTP binding. The record is from RefSeq and is a predicted model, not a curated record. The transcript has 5 exons. The coding region runs from base 610 to 1362 and encodes 250 amino acids. NCBI's taxonomy places the organism in Eukaryota, Metazoa, Chordata, Aves, Passeriformes, Cisticolidae.
GGGGUGGGAAGGAUUUGGGGGACAGCGGGUCCGGACACGGGGCAGGGGCUGGAUUCUCCCCUUUUAAAUGUUGUGGGAGCACGGAACCAACUGGGGGUGCGCAGACCCCGUGGGGGUGGCAGGCACCCCAUAAGGGAGUGCAGGGACUCCGUGUGGGGCUGUGAGGGACACCCUGAGAGGACGGUGGGACACUGAGGGGGGACACGGACCGGACAGGAGCAGGGAACCCAUGGGAGGGCGGCGGGACCCUGCAGGGGGUGCAGACACCCCGGGGGUGGGGACAAGGACCCUGUGAUGGGGUACUGGGGUGGCGGGGGGGCACAGAGACCCCACAGAGGGGUCAGGGACGCCAUGGGAAUGUGGUGGGACCCCACAGAGGGGCACAGAGACCCCAGAGAGGGGUCAGGGACCCCAUGGGUGGUUUUGGGGUCCCCAUGGGAGGAUGCUGGGACACGGGGGGGUGUUUUAGGGACCCGGUGGAGGAUUUAGGGAUGCUGGGAAGGGCGCCUGGACCCUGAGGUGGAGUCAGAAGGAGACCCCAAAGCUGCGGGAUGCAGUGACCCCCUGGGGGAAGGGGGGCUGCUCCCCGUCCCCCAGGUUUGGGGGCCCAUGGCAGAGCAGGACUGGGCGCUGGAGCCGGGCUGGCUCCUGUCCCCCGCCGGCCGCCCCUACCUGGACUCCAUCCUGCACAAGAACCGGCGGAGGGUGUUCGGCCUGCUGGAACGCCCGGUGCUGCCGCCCGCCCUGGCUGUCCCCACUGUCACCUACAAACUGUUCCUGGCGGGAAGAAGCGGCGUCGGGAAGACGGCGUUGGUGGCCUGGCUGGGGGGGACCCCCGUGCCCCCCGCCCACCACGAGACCCUGGGGAUCGAGGCCACCCCACCCACACGGAGAGCCUGGGCACGGCCUGGGGUCCCGCGCGGUCCCAGGGUGACGGUGCCUCGUGUCCCCGCAGGGAUCGAGGCCACGCCGCUGUUCUGGCCCGCCAAGCCCCGCGCCAGCAGCCGCCCGGUCCUGUUCCAGCUGCACCUCUGGGACUGCGGGGACGGAGCGCUCAGGAAGUUCGAGCACCUGCUGCCCGCCUGUAAGGAGGAGGCGGACGCUGCCCUGUUCCUGUUCUCCUUCAUGGACCGCGCGUCCUUCGAGGAGCUGCCGGCACUCAUGGGCCGCGUGCUGGGCCCCGGGGACCGCGACAUCGUCAGGGUGGUCGUGGGCACCAAGUUUGCACCCUCAGCCUUCAAACCCCUCAGCCCCUGGGCAGGCAGAGAACACUCCCACCUCGUUACACCCGUGGGUUCACAACUCCCGGUGAAUCUUGGGUGGUGUUGGGGAGAUUUUCCGGGGCGCUGCUGUUUCCCUUGACCCUGUGUCCCCU